CCGCGGCGGGGCCGGGGGGACGCGGGGCCAUGGAGGAGGCCGAGCCGAACGAGCGCAGCCCUCUGCUGAGCAGCGGCGAGCGCGGGCGGGCGGCGAGCAGCGCCUUCCAGGGCCGGCGGCUGGCCUGCGCCGCCGUGCUGCUGGCCGAGCUGCUGGAGCGAGUGGCCUUCUACGGCAUCACCUCCAACCUGGUGCUGUUCCUCAACGGGCCGCCCUACGGCUGGGAGGGCGCGCAGGCCAGCCAGGCGCUGCUGCUCUUCAUGGGCAUCACCUACCUGGUGUCGCCGUUCGGGGGCUGGCUGGCCGACGCCCUGCUGGGCAAGUUCGGCACCAUCCUGCUCAGCAUGGCGCUGUACCUGCUGGGCAUGCUGGCCUUCCCGGUCAUCGCCGCGCCGCACACCCGCCAGGGCCUGUGCGGGGACAUCCCCCUGUUCCCCGUGGAGAACUGCUCCUCGCCGGCCGCCAACGCCACCCUGGCGCCCUGCUCCCAGGCGGGAGCCACCCGCUACUGUGCCAGCGCCACCUUCGUGGGACUGGUCCUCGUGGGGCUGGGCGUCGGCUCGGUCAAGGCCAACAUCACCCCGUUCGGGGCGGACCAGGUCAAAGACCGGGGUCCAGAAGCCACAAGAAGGUUUUUUAAUUGGUUUUACUGGAGCAUUAAUUUGGGAGCCAUCCUGUCCCUGGGAGGCAUUGCCUACAUCCAGCAGAACGUGAGCUUUGUGAUCGGCUACAGCAUCCCCACGGUCUGCAUCGGCAUCUCCUUCAUGGUUUUCUUGUGUGGGCAGAGCUUCUUCAUCACCAAACCUCCUGAUGGCAGUGCCUUCACAGACAUGUUCAGAAUUCUCACCUACUCCUGCUGCUCCAAGCAGGCCCACGGGGAGCACUCAGCAAACAGUGAAGGCCAGGGAGUGCUGCACCCACCUCGCAGGCAAAGCCUCUUCGAGAUGGCCAAGCUGUCUCGGGGAGGCCCCUUCAGAGAAGACAAGGUGGAGGAUGUGAAAGCUCUUGUCAAGAUUAUCCCUGUCUUUCUGGCUUUAAUACCCUACUGGACAGUGUAUUUUCAAAUGCAGACAACGUAUGUGCUGCAGAGCCUCCAUCUGAAAAUUCCCGAGAUAUCCAACGACACCAACUCCAUCCAUACGUUCCCAGCAGCCUGGCUGACCAUGUUUGAUGCAGUGCUCAUCCUGCUCCUGAUCCCCCUGAAGGACAAGCUGGUGGACCCCAUUUUGAAGAGGCAUGGCUUGCUGCCCUCCUCCCUGAAGAGGAUUGCAGUUGGGAUGUUCUUUGUGAUGUGCUCUGCCUUUGCUGCAGGAAUUCUGGAAAGCAACAGGCUGAAAAUGGUGAAGGUUAAAACAAUUAACCAGACAAUUGGGAAUGUUACAUACCAUGCUGCAGAUUUGCCAAUCUGGUGGCAGAUUCCUCAGUAUGUGCUGAUUGGAUUCAGUGAGAUAUUUGCAAGUAUAGCAGGUCUAGAAUUUGCAUAUUCAGCUGCUCCCAAGUCCAUGCAGAGUGCCAUUAUGGGGCUGUUCUUCUUCUUCUCGGGGAUCGGCUCCUUUGUUGGCUCUGGAUUGUUGGCUCUGGUGUCUAUUAAAGAAAUUGGCUGGAUGAGCAAUCACACAGAUUUUGGCAAUAUUAAUGGCUGCCAAUUAAACUAUUACUUCUUUCUGCUGGCUGCCAUCCAAGGAGCCACCCUGCUGCUGUUCCUGAUUGUCUCUGUCAAGUACGAGCACCACAAGGCCAAGGCGGGCGAGGCGGCUGCCAACGGGAGGCUGUGAGCCUGGCAGGGCACCUGUGCCAGCAGCACCAGGGAGGGCAGUGCCAGCAGGGGCCCUCCUGCCUGCCCAGGGACCCUGCAGCCCUGCCCUGUGCCCGUGGCUAAGUGCCUUAGGGCAGGGGCUGCUUCUUGCACAAUGGCCUGGCAGAGACUGCAAAGCUGGGCAUGGAUCACUGCAGGCACUGGGGCUGCUCUGUGCCCAUGGGCAGUGAAUCCUCUGCAGGGCUGGGGCUGCUCUGUGCCCAUGGGAGUGAAUCCUCUGCAGGGCUGGAGCUGCUCUGUGCCCAUGGGCAGUGAAUCCUCUGCAGGGCUGGAGCUGCUCUGUGCCCUUGGGGAGUGAAUCCUCUGCAGGCACUGGAGCUGCUCUGUGCCCAUGGGAGUGAAUCCUCUGCAGGGCUGGAGCUGCUCUGUGCCCAUGGGCAGUGAAUCCUCUGCAGGACUGGGGCUGCUCUGUGCCCAUGGGCAGUGAAUCCUCUGCAGGCACUGGAGCUGCUCUGUGCCCAUGGGCAGUGAAUCCUCUGCAGGGCUGGAGCUGCUCUGUGCCCAUGGGCAGUGAAUCCUCUGCAGGGCUGGAGCUGCUCUGUGCCCAUGGGCAGUGAAUCCUCUGCAGGACUGGGGCUGCUCUGUGCCCAUGGGCAGUGAAUCCUCUGCAGGCACUGGAGCUGCUCUGUGCCCAUGGGAGUGAAUCACUGCAGGCACUGGAGCUGCUCUGUGCCCAUGGGCAGUGAAUCCUCUGCAGGGCUGGGGCUGCUCUGUGCCCAUGGGGAGUGAAUCCUCUGCAGGGCUGGAGCUGCUCUGUGCCCAUGGGAGUGAAUCCUCUGCAGGGCUGGGGCUGCUCUGUGCCCAUGGGGAUGAAUCCUCUGCAGGGCUGGGGCUGCUCUGUGCCCAUGGGCAGUGAAUCCUCUGCAGGGCUGGGGCUGCUCUGUGCCCAUGGGCAGUGAAUCCUCUGCAGGGCUGGGGCUGCUCUGUGCCCAUGGGCAGUGAAUCCUCUGCAGGGCUGGGGCUGCUCUGUGCCCAUGGGCAGUGAAUCCUCUGCAGGGCUGGGGCUGCUCUGUGCCCAUGGGCAGUGAAUCCUCUGCAGGGCUGGGGCUGCUCUGUGCCCAUGGGCAGUGAAUCCUCUGCAGGGCUGGGGCUGCUCUGUGCCCAUGGGCAGUGAAUCACUGCAGGCACUGGGGCUGCUCUGUGCCCAUGGGAGUGAAUCCUCUGCAGGGCUGGAGCUGCUCUGUGCCCAUGGGCAGUGAAUCCUCUGCAGGGCUGGAGCUGCUCUGUGCCCAUGGGCAGUGAAUCCUCUGCAGGGCUGGGGCUGCUCUGUGCCCUUGGGCAGUGAAUCCUCUGCAGGGCUGGGGCUGCUCUGUGCCCAUGGGCAGUGAAUCCUCUGCAGGGCUGGGGCUGCUCUGUGCCCAUGGGCAGUGAAUCCUCUGCAGGGCUGGAGCUGCUCUGUGCCCAUGGGCAGUGAAUCCUCUGCAGGGCUGGGGCUGCUCUGUGCCCAUGGGCAGUGAAUCCUCUGCAGGGCUGGGGCUGCUCUGUGCCCUUGGGGAGGUGUUUACUGAGCUCCUGAGGCUGGCACAGCUGGAGGGCACUGCAGGGACUCACAGGGGCUCUUCUGACCCCACAGAAACACUCUGCAGGCCAAGCCUACCCUGGGGACACAGGGGGGGAACACUGACAGGAGCCUCAGGCAGUGCAUGGGUUUUCAGUGCUGGGAGUCAUUUUGGGGUGAGAAACAGGGACAAAUUAAAUUAUAAAUUAGCAGAGCUUAAAUAUUAUAACUGACCUGUUACUGACAGUGUGUCCAGGGUUUCAGUCCAGACGUGCAGCCAGGAGUGUCCAGGACUGAGGACUGAAUCCUAAAUCCCAGCAGCUGGUCAGAGGUGCACAAUUAACUCCUGUUGGGAUUGAAGCUGUUUGACUGCAGCAAUGUUUUUAUUUUUGAGCCUGCAUUAGAUGCUUUAGGACAACAGCCACCUUUGGACAAGGCCCUGUUCAGUCUGACCCUGUUCCUCCCCUAAGGACUAUUCCAAAUAUUUGCAGGAAGCAAAGCAAGCUGGAAUUGUGAGCAGAUCAAUGCACAGUAACCAUUCAGCAGCCUCUAGCCAGGUCCUUCAGUCUUGUCUUACUUCACUUAACGUGCUCCAGGGUUGGGAUCUGUCAGCAGCACAUUCCUCCAGCAGAGCAAAUGGCUUUUUGUUCAGCCUCUUGAAUUGUAAUGAUUCUAACAACUGUACUUCAGAGUGUGUGCAGACUGCUGUGGAAGGUGCAAGGAAUUAUGCAGAAAGAAAAUAAAACCUUUUUAAUAAUGUGUUGAAUUUUUAUAGUUUCCUUUGUCUGCAGUUCUGUUGUUUGAAAUGUCCUCAUUUUAUACAUGGACAUCUUUUUAAUGAGUUUACAAAAGAAAAUGAACCUCCAUGCUGUGACUUUCGACCCUUGUUUCUAGGUGAAUAAAAUUAUUCUAUAACUAC
This is a messenger RNA of Serinus canaria (Common canary), 4233 nucleotides long. RefSeq names its product solute carrier family 15 member 4 (gene SLC15A4). Gene Ontology annotation, molecular function: L-histidine transmembrane transporter activity. Bases 30 to 1775 code for a protein of 581 amino acids. Gene Ontology annotation, biological process: histidine transport; transmembrane transport; oligopeptide transport. Lineage: Eukaryota; Metazoa; Chordata; Aves; Passeriformes; Fringillidae. The transcript is spliced from 9 exons. Gene Ontology annotation, cellular component: membrane. The record is from RefSeq and is a predicted model, not a curated record.